Diatraea saccharalis (sugarcane borer) is the source of this 1228-nucleotide messenger RNA. Lineage: Eukaryota; Metazoa; Arthropoda; Insecta; Lepidoptera; Crambidae. The record is from the annotation of a GenBank genome assembly.
AGGUACCAUAGACAACAAGGAAAUUUUAAGCCAUUGUACACAGCCAUGCAAUUACACAUUAAAAUGUGAUCAUGUUUGCGGGGGCACGUGUGCGCAGUGUCUCCACGGCCGAAUACACAUGCCUUGUACGAAGGCUUGUGAAUCAAUAAUGAUUUGUGGCCAUAAGUGAGUGUUAAAAGGCAGUAUGAACGUCGAUAAGCUGUACUUUGAUUAAAAGAAGCUGUAGUUAAAAAUGGUGUUAUAAUUUAAUUUUAUUAUUAUUUUAGAUGCAUGGAGCCAUGCAAUCAGGUGUGUCUACCGUGCAAAAUGCCCUGCGAGGUGAAAUGUACUCACUCAAAAUGUAAAAAUACAUGUGGCGCACCUUGCGUUCCUUGUCAGGAGAAGUGCCGUCGAUCGUGCGUGCACGGCUCGUGCACGCGGCGGUGUGGUGAGCGGUGCUCGCGGGCGGCCUGUAAUGAGCCGUGCCCCCUUAAACUGCCCUGUGGUCAUCCGUGCCGUGGCCUCUGCGGCGAGCCCUGCCCUCCCAUAUGCAAACAUUGCCGCCCUGACGAGUUCCCCAAAGACUUCCUCGGUUACGACUUCGACGAAGAUGCCAAGUUUAUCCGGCUUCAAGAUUGCACCCAUAUAUUGGAGGUGGAAGAUGCCGAUAAUUUAAUGCAAAGCGACAAGGAGACGAUUAGGAUUCGUUGUUGUCCUUUCUGCCGCAAGCCAAUCAUCAACACGUACCGUUACAAAGACUUCGUUAAUGAAAUGUACAAAACUGAAAUUAACCCAAUAAAGGAACGAGUGUAUGGAACAAAAGCUCAAAUUAUUGAAAAGCGUGAUAAACUACGUGAUACUUUUACUGGCUUUGAAGAGACUCAUCUUCAAGUCCUGAAAAGUACUUAAAAUUUUUAGUAUUAUAUUAUUUAAAAAUUAUACCACAAAUAUUUUUCUUGCAAAAACACAAAAAGUAGUUAUACCAACUUUUUUUGUUGUCUUCUUCCAAUUACUUUGAAAUGGAAAGGCAAAGUUUUUUUUUCUUUUGAUUUUUUGCAAAAAUUUAAUGCCCAUGUUCUACUUUCCAACUUUUUUUUGAGGUCGGUGUUACCCGUAUUAUUAUCAGCAUGAAGUAAAACAGCACUGUCACAUAAGUGAUUAACUAUUUUUCUCUUACUUUAUAUGAUAAUUUUUUUUUUCAAAAAUGUCUGGCAUCGUUAUCUGGCAGUCUAGGUGCAGUCCAACAUUG